CAGGUAUAAUCUGGCUCGCUUGUUCAGCCCAGAAAGACUGCUAAUCAAAUCGACUUCAUCAUUAUUACAAAGACCGAGAAGUUCCCAGGGUGAGUGAAGCUCUGGAGCUCGACACCAAUGGGCUUCCUGCUGCGAUGGGGGAGGCUGGUUUGCUGGCCUCUCUUAGGUUACCUCAGCCUUUUCGGGCCUCAGGGAGCCGAGGCCCAGUUCCCACGAGCGUGUAUGACUGUGGAGAGGCUGCAGUCCAAACAAUGCUGCCCGGCUUUGGGGACUAAUCCUGACAACGUGUGUGGUUCGCAGCAAGCUCGAGGGGUCUGUAAGGAGGUGCAAGUGGACACCAAGCCUUGGGGUGGACCCUACACGCUCCGCAACGUGGACGAUCGGGAAAGAUGGCCACUGAAGUUCUUCAACAGGAGUUGCCAGUGCACAGGAAACUUUGCCGGCUACAACUGUGGGGACUGCAAAUUUGGCUGGGUGGGGCCCAACUGUGAUGAAAAGAAGCCUCCAGUCAUCCGGAAGAACAUUCACGCUUUGACCGAAGAUGAGCGGGAACAGUUCUUAGAUGCGCUAAUCCGUGCAAAGUCAACGGUUCACCCAGACUAUAUGAUUGCAACCCAGCACUGGAUGAGCCUGCUCGGUCCCAAGGGAAACGACCCGCAAGUCACAAACUGCAGCAUUUAUGACUACUAUGUGUGGCUUCAUUAUUACUCCGUCAGAGACACUUUAUUAGGACCAGGCCGCCCCUUCACAGCAAUAGACUUCUCCCAUCAAGGCCCUGCCUUUGUUACUUGGCAUAGGUAUCAUUUGCUACUGCUGGAAAGAGAUCUGCAGAGGAUGAUUGGCAAUGAGUCCUUUGCAUUGCCUUACUGGAAUUUUGCUACGGGCAGAAAUGAGUGUGACGUGUGCACUGAUCAGCUUCUUGGGGCAUCAAGACCAGAUGACCCAAACCUAAUAAGUCGGAAUUCAAGGUUUUCACAGUGGGAGACAGUAUGCAAUAGUUUGGACGAUUACAACCGUCUGGUUACAUUAUGCAAUGGGACGAGUGAAGGGCUUCUGCGGAGGAACCCAUUCAGCAAAGCUGGAGAUCGGCUGCCGACCAUGGAAGAUGUUCAGAACUGUCUCUCUCUUCAGAAUUUUGACAAGCCUCCUUUCUUUCGGAAUUCUAGUUUUAGCUUCAGGAAUGCUUUGGAAGGUUUUGAUAAACCAGAUGGAACCUUGGACAUGCCAGUCGCAAGUCUCCAUAACUUGGUCCACUCUGUCUUGAACGGGACCGGUGCUCUUCCUCAUUCUGCCGCUAAUGAUCCCAUCUUUGUGGUCCUCCACACCUUUACGGAUGCUAUUUUUGAUGAAUGGAUGAAACGAUUUCGCCCACCUGACAGUGCGUGGCCUCAGGAGCUGGCGCCCAUUGGCCACAACCGAAAGUUCAACAUGGUGCCCUUCUUCCCUCCCAUUGCCAACGAGGAGGUGUUUCUAACCGCAGAGCAACUUGGCUACAACUAUGCCAUUGACCUGCCAGAUUCGGCUCAAGAGGCCCGCGCUUGGGCUCUUAUGGUUGGAUCCACCAUUGGAGGAGCUCUGAUCGCCUUAACUGUGCUGGUCCUUCUGCUUGUCCUCUUCCAGCACAGGAGGCACAGGAAAGGUUUCGAGCCUCUAAUGAAUGCGAGGUUCAGUGUAAAGAAAUAUACUGAAGACCCCUAAAGGAGGAGGAGUGUUUUUGUAAGUAGCCAAGUGGUCCACAUUGACCAUUUGUUGAACUAGGAAC
Messenger RNA from Elgaria multicarinata webbii, 1762 nucleotides. RefSeq names its product dopachrome tautomerase (gene DCT). Gene Ontology annotation, biological process: melanin biosynthetic process from tyrosine; ventricular zone neuroblast division; positive regulation of neuroblast proliferation. Gene Ontology annotation, cellular component: melanosome. The transcript has 8 exons. Lineage: Eukaryota; Metazoa; Chordata; Lepidosauria; Squamata; Anguidae. The coding region runs from base 118 to 1698 and encodes 526 amino acids. The record is from RefSeq and is a predicted model, not a curated record. Gene Ontology annotation, molecular function: dopachrome isomerase activity; oxidoreductase activity.